AAGUCUUCUAGAUCCAUCCAAUCCGAUAAUCCAACUAAAACGAGUCGACAUUGAAUAUCAGCCGCGUCCCGACCAGACACGCGAUCGCACCCACCAAUCCCGGAUUACCCCAGCGCACGCAAUCCCGGCGCAGCGACUGCCUUCCCCGGCGCCCCCGAGCUCAAGAUGAGCCAGAGCCAAUCCGCCUUCUAACCAACAUGGCGAUAGCUCCAGCUCUCCUGUGCCCUCGGCUCCUGUCGUGGUCCUUGGCCUCCCUUCGCCGCGCCUACUCGACGACGCCCACGGCGAAUGCGACAAAUCAAAAUACGAACAACCCUCGGCGCGACUCCAAGGGCCAGAAUGGUCCCAGGCCUUCACAAAACCAGGCGCGGGACAGGCCACCGAACAACAAAAAGCCACGGGAUACCUCUGCGGCCCUCCCGAUGGCAAGGAAACCAUUCGAGAGGAACCGAAAGUCCGACAACAUGAUCAAGGGGCAGAGCCAGGCUAGCAAAAUGUGGGUGCCGUCGGGGGCCAAGAGGUUUAUACGGAACGGCAGGCUGCAGACGACACCCGAUGUGUGGGAGUUCCUCCAAAGCACCGGCAUCGAGAUCGACAACUCCAAGGCCAACUUUUUAUCCCUGGCGCCCGAAAACCGGCACAUUACGGAUACCUUUUCUUGCAAGCUCAUGUUUAGCAAGUAUCACAUCAUCCAUCCUCACCACCUCAUUUAUCUACAGCCGCGGGGGCACCCGUUUAUCGAGGGCAUCAAAUCAAAGUACCGAGAAAAGAAGGAAAAUCAGCCACUAUGGCUGUACUUUAUCCCCCGCAACAAGGACACGGGCUUGGUGCGUUCCCUGGGGCACCGGCGGUUGGCGAGGGAGUUUUGGACUGCGCUGGAGGAGUUACAGGACCCCAAUAUGAAGGUUACAGGCACUGUUUUGGUGACCACGUACGAUGGUAAAAAGGCGGCGUCGUCUCCUGCGGUGCAGUUUGGAAAGGCUCUUGCCGAUGCAGUGGUGAGGCAGUAUAGGAGGAGCGUCGAUGGCGAGCGUCGAGGCGGUAGAGCAGAAGGAACCAGAGAGGGGACCAGGCCACAAGGCCAGUGAUGAACAAGCGGGCAGAAGAAACCUAUGAUAUGAUGUCGUGUAUAUUAGUUGAUACCUACCUCCUCAAUGUAUUGUCCAUUGCCGAGCUCUGAUGGUGUGUUCUGGUUGUCACUUGGUAUCUGUUUCAAGUAGUGUUGGACAUGG
This is a messenger RNA of Ilyonectria robusta, 1232 nucleotides long. RefSeq lists its product as uncharacterized. The transcript has a single exon. NCBI's taxonomy places the organism in Eukaryota, Fungi, Ascomycota, Sordariomycetes, Hypocreales, Nectriaceae. Bases 198 to 1088 code for a protein of 296 amino acids. The record is from RefSeq and is a predicted model, not a curated record.